AUGACGGUGCCAACGUCAUCGACAACAUCAAGAACCACCACUACCGAACCAACCACAACGACACCCACGACAAUGAUGACCACAUCCACACCGAUCUCAACAACCACUUCUACUAUACCGACCACAACAACCACAUCCACAAUGGCCGCAACAACAGAAUUGUCAACGACAGCAUCAACAACCACACCCACCUUCACGACAACCACCACGGCUCCAAUGUCAUCGUCAUCAUCAACGCCCAUUACCGAACCAACCACGGUGACGAUAACCACACCCGCACCGAUCACAACAGCCACUUUUACCAUACCGACCACAACAACAACCACAGCCACAACGGCCUCAACAACAGAAUUGUCAACGACAGCAUCAACAACGACACCCACAACGACGACUACCGCAUCCACAGCGGCCCCAACAACAACAUCUUCAUCGACAGCAUCAACAACGACAGCCACAACGACGACUACAGCAUCCACAGCGGCCCCAACAACAUCUUCAACGACGGCAUCAACAACGACACCGACAACGACGACUACCGCAUCCACAGAGGCCCCAACAACAACAUCUUCAACGACGGCAUCAACAACGACACCCACAUCGACGACUACCGCAUCCACAGAGGCCCCAACAACAACAUCUUCAACGACGGCAUCAACAACGACACCCACAACGACGACUACCGCAUCCACAGAGGCCCCAACAACAACAUCUUCAACGACGGCAUCAACAACGACACCCACAACGACGACUACCGCAUCCACAGAGGCCCCAACAACAACAUCUUCAACGACGGCAUCAACAACGACACCC
Paramormyrops kingsleyae is the source of this 810-nucleotide messenger RNA. NCBI's taxonomy places the organism in Eukaryota, Metazoa, Chordata, Actinopteri, Osteoglossiformes, Mormyridae. The record is from RefSeq and is a predicted model, not a curated record.